AUGUACUACGCUUGGACCCUCCCCACAUCGGUCUACAAUGUUGUCGAGACGACUCUGACAAGCCACAAGGUCGUCAUCUUCGGGGUCACCGACCCAGAAGGCUCGUCAGUCGCCCACGCUCUUCUCGAGGAACCUGGCAAGUUUCGUGUCAUUGGCAUCUGCGGAGAUGUGACAACGGCUGCGGCCAUUGAACUCAAGGAGCUCGGUGUCGAGUUGAAGCAGUCGGACCUCAAGAACCCCGCAAGCUACAAGGACUCGCUCAAGGGCGCAGACGGCGUCUUCCUCUCCACCGACUACUGGACCUUUUACAACGGUGACAACCUGCACGACGCCAAGAACAAGGAGACGGCCCUUGCUCGCAGCGUUAUCGACCAGAUCAAGAACGCAAAAGUUGGUCUUCUGGUCUACUCCACUCUCGAGAGCUGCAACCAUGAGAUCCCGCACUUUGAGAGCAAGUCGGAGAUUACCGGGUACAUCAAGGAGGUCGGCAUCCCUUCCACUCAGCUGUACACCUCGACCUGGUACUCUGACAUUCUCCACAUGCCAGUCAGCGAGAUUGAUGGAAAGCUCAUCCUUCACCACCCUCUUCCGGACAACAGUGUUAUCCCGUCUUUUGCCGUCGAGCAGAUUGGUCUCUGGGCGAUGGUAGCUUUCAAGGACCCCAAGAAGUGGAUCGGUCAGAACAUCUACUGCGCCGGCGAGAACGUCACUGUCGGACAGGUAGCCGAGUGCCUGUCCGAGGCCACUGGCAAGCACGUCGAGACCCUCCACCGCACGCGCGAAGAGUUCCUCGAGGAUCACCACAUGGACCGUGCCAAAUUCCUCGAGUACCUUGCCAUGCUGAAUGGCGAGAUCACACGCGGUGUAGACGUUGCACGCCAGCAGGUCCCUUACGCGUGGGACCUCAAGACUUGGAUCAAGCACAAUUCCGACAAGAUCCACAAUGUCAAGUCUGCGCGUUCCAUGGCCUCUUCAUACCAGUCGGUCUCUGGCGACCUUGGGGAGUUUUCCAGGACCCCCGCCAUGGACACUGCCUCCGCCGCUGCCUCGGCGGCCAGGAAGGAUCUCGACUCUCCGGGCUCACCAGGCGUGAGCAACCCUGGCGCCACCACUUCGGAGCCGGAGGAGAUGGACAUCACCACACCCGCUCCGCCUCCCACGUCCACCUCCUCGCCCGCCACAAAGACCUCGUCUCGGCACCAGCUCCCUAAGAUCGAGCGACGCGAGUCUCUGGCCAUCCUCAUGCAGGCCCGCCAGUCCGCCAUGAUCCAGCGGGAGCAGGCUGUGCAGGAGGAACGCCGUUCAAGUCACGACAAGUGGCUUAUCGCCAAGCUUGCCGAGGAGCGUGCCAACAGCAAGAUUGAGAAGAUCGAUACCGCCAUUCUGCACGAAGAGCAAGCUGAGGUUAGCGAGAGCCACGAGAAGUGGCUCAUGGACAAGCUCGCCGACGAGAGGAUUAAGCACAAGGGCGACCCCCACGACCCGGUUCACGUCCUCCCUACAAGCUACCCCGUCAGGAAGAGCACCAAGGAUCGCACGGGAUCUAUUGUAAUUUCCCAUGCCCACAACCCUCCUCGAACUGCUGAGGAGCUUGAGAAGGAGAGGUUUAUGGUUGGAUAUGGCCCCGCGUAA
Messenger RNA from Apiotrichum porosum, 1632 nucleotides. RefSeq lists its product as uncharacterized. The record is from RefSeq and is a predicted model, not a curated record. NCBI's taxonomy places the organism in Eukaryota, Fungi, Basidiomycota, Tremellomycetes, Trichosporonales, Trichosporonaceae. The coding region runs from base 1 to 1632 and encodes 543 amino acids. The transcript has 7 exons.